This is a messenger RNA of Tarenaya hassleriana, 700 nucleotides long. Its product is annotated as 60S ribosomal protein L27-3. The transcript has a single exon. Bases 53 to 460 code for a protein of 135 amino acids. NCBI's taxonomy places the organism in Eukaryota, Viridiplantae, Streptophyta, Magnoliopsida, Brassicales, Cleomaceae. Gene Ontology annotation, biological process: translation. Gene Ontology annotation, cellular component: cytosolic large ribosomal subunit; ribosome. The record is from RefSeq and is a predicted model, not a curated record. Gene Ontology annotation, molecular function: structural constituent of ribosome.
GUCAUUAGGGUUUUCGCGGCUAGAAAGACGACUCGGAGAGAGAGAGGAGAAAAUGGUGAAGUUCCUGAAGCAGAACAAGGCCGUGAUCCUCCUUCAAGGUCGGUACGCCGGCAAGAAGGCCGUGAUCAUCCGCUCCUUCGAUGACGGCAACCGCGAGAGGCCGUACGGUCACUGCCUCGUCGCCGGAAUCAAGAAGUAUCCGGCGAAGGUCAUCCGCAAGGACUCGGCGAAGAAGACGGCGAAGAAAUCUAGGGUUAAGUGCUUCGUCAAGCUCGUCAACUACCAGCACCUGAUGCCCACUCGUUACACCCUCGACGUGGAUCUGAAGGACGUCGUCACGAUCGACGCGCUCCAGUCCAAGGACAAGAAGGUCACUGCUCUGAAGGAGGCCAAGGCCAGGAUGGAGGAGCGUUUCAAGACCGGGAAGAACAGGUGGUUCUUCACCAAGCUCAGGUUCUGAGAAACAAAAACGGCUACUAUGUGUUGUUUUUGGAAUCGAACCGACCUUGGCUUUAUUUUUAUAUUUUCGAAUUUACAGCGCACUGUUUUAGUUCUAGAGAUUCUAUGGAGAGAAUGUUGGCCCUUGUUUUGUUUCAUGAAGACCUUUCUUAUCUGGAAUCUCUUCUGGAUUUUUCUUUAUGUUACUCAUUUUGAUUUUCGUUGAAACUGAAUCGAUUGGCAAAUGUCUGGAAUUUUGCAA